Messenger RNA from Lathyrus sativus (Indian pea), 522 nucleotides. NCBI's taxonomy places the organism in Eukaryota, Viridiplantae, Streptophyta, Magnoliopsida, Fabales, Fabaceae. The record is from the annotation of a GenBank genome assembly.
AUGGCGACUUCUUUUGCGCCAUUAUCUAUUUCAGUUGGUGGAUCUCAUCUCAAGUCAUCUGAGCUGUUUUUAGCAAAGCGUAAUUCAUCUCUGGUUGGACCUAACCUUGCCGUUCAAAGGAAAUCAAACAUUGCAAGCAGAAAGAACCUCACCUCACCACUUCGUGCAGAAUACCGUGAUAACAGAGGGGGUGGAGGCGGGGAAUUGCUUACUGGCUUUAUUCUGGGUGGUGCUAUUUUUGGAACCCUGGCUUAUGUUUUUGGUCCCCAGAUCAGAAGAGCUGUGCGAAAUGAAAAUGAACAUGGGUUUCAGAGGGCCAGAAGACCAAUAUAUUAUGAAGAAGAAGGGCUAAGAUCAAUACAUUAUGACGAAGGGCUAGAGAGGACCAAGGAGACCUUGAAUGAAAAAAUAGGCCAACUAAACUCAGCCAUUGAUAAUAUAUAUUCACGACUGAGAGGCAAGAACAAAAAAGUGCCUGCUGCUGCCCCUAAAGAAAGUGAUUCUGAAAUUGAAGCGAUAUAA